Messenger RNA from Geosmithia morbida, 963 nucleotides. Its product is annotated as putative protein YbjT. Lineage: Eukaryota; Fungi; Ascomycota; Sordariomycetes; Hypocreales; Bionectriaceae. Bases 1 to 963 code for a protein of 320 amino acids. Gene Ontology annotation, molecular function: oxidoreductase activity. The transcript is spliced from 4 exons. The record is from RefSeq and is a predicted model, not a curated record.
AUGGGUGCCGAGAACCGAAUCACCAAGGUGGCCAUUGUAGGUGCCGGCGGUAGAUGUGGACGCUACGUGACUGAGGCUCUCCUCGAGAACGGAAAGCACACCGUCACGGCCAUCACACGAACAGACAGCACGAGCGGAUUCCCCGAUGGCGUCACCGUGACAAAGGUCGACUUUGCCGAUCCCCUCACUCUCACUGCUUCCCUGAAAGGCCAAGACGCCUUGGUCAUGACGCUCAGUCUGUCCUCGCCGCUGGAGACGGAGGCGCAGCUCAUCCGGGCGGCGGCCGAUGCGGGCGUGCCUUGGGUGCUCCCCAACGACUGGUCCCCUGAUACUGAUGACGAGGCACUUGUCAAGGACAUUUCCGUCCUUCAGCCUCGAGCGGAGGCACGGAAAUUGAUAUCGAGACUCGGCAAGAGCUCGUACAUCUCCGUGUCGACCAGCUUCUGGUACGAGUGGAGUCUGUCCAUACCCGAAGCUUUCGGCAUCGACAUCAAAAACCGAUCUGUUACCUACUUCGACCGAGGCGAGACCAGGAUUUCCACCUCGACAUGGCCGCAGGUUGGACGCACCGUUGCUGCGCUCCUGAGCCUUCCUGUCGAGUCUGGAAUGUUCAGCUCAGAGGUGUCCUUGGGCAAGUUCCGCAACAAGGUGGUCCAUGUCAACUCCUUCACGCUCAGCCAAAAGGACAUGUUCGAAUCCGUGCUCCGUGUGACUGGCACUGACACCAAGGAGUGGACCGUGAAACACGAGCAUUCAAAGGACAGAUACGAUGAAGGGUUGAAGGCAGACAGCGUCGUGAAGCUUCUGUAUAGCAGGGUCUUCUAUCCAGACGGGUCCGGAGAUGUUGAGAAUAGCAAGGGGACGAUCAACGGUCUUCUUGGUCUGCCAACGGAGGACGUCGAUGAUGCGACAAGACGGGCGAUGGAAAGGCUGGACAGCCCUGUGGUCUCGCCUCCCGUCUGA